AUGGCAGCUAAGUUGGCCAAGGGAAAAGCUGGCCAGAAAAAAGCAGGGGCCCCAGAAUUUGUUCAGACAGUGUCGUCUGAUGAUGCGACCAACAAAAGUUACUACACAGAUGUGCAAGCCGACUGCGAAGUCAUAUUAGCAGAGUAUGGCAAAGACUUUCAGCAGGCCAAGCCAUUGUCACUUGGCAAUGACGUAACCGGCCAAGACACAGGAGUGCAAGAUGCGUUCAGCAAGGCGAAAGCUGCCCAGUCCCUACAGGCACAUUCUGUGUACCGUUGCUCGAUCAGUGUGUGGAUGCUCAACUUGCUGACUUCAGCAACACCAUCCAUUCCGCUGUCUCGGCGGCGUGUGGUGGAGCUUUGCGAAUUCCACUACGGCCCCUGCGGGGAGCCAAAAUUUAUAACUGACAGAAACAUUGAACGCGGCAUUUCUGAGGGGGAAUUGGCCACAGACUCGCCUUCCGGGCUACUCAUGAUUUCUCCCGAGGAGAUUGCGCACUCGGUUCUGGCAGGGUGUGCUCGGGCCAUCAAGUCUCGCCCACUUGACGAUGAGGACAAGUGGAAAGCCAAACGUGAGAAAUGGAGAUGCAUUCUCCUCAGCAUCCCGUGCAGCUUCACAGUGGUGGCUCAGUCUGACAUUUGGUGGAAGAGCUUCAACCGCCGGCAGGCCCUCCAGCAGGAACACGAAUCGCUCAGCCGCACAGCGGUACAAUACAGCAUGGAGAUCGCUGCAAUGAAAAACAUUGCCGAGGCUCAGUGCGGAAAAAAACUGACGGCUUCCGCUCUUUCAACGGAACUGCUUCGCUUGGGACUGCAGCCCAUCGUGGCAGGCAAUAAAGGCCCUGGACAGGACGACGAAGACUCAGGCAAUGGUUGCCUGAGCGCCAACUUCAUCACAGCUGCGCUGAAUUGCCAGAAAUGGGUUGUGGCAGACCCAGCCUGCAUGGAGAUGCUGCUGGAAUUGGAAGCAGGCUACGGCACAAAAUCACCUUUUCACCGGAUGACUGUUCUGAACUGUCUGGCCAUGAAGGCGACGAGCGCCAGCAGCAGGCAGUGGUCCUUAGCCACAAUUUGUGAUUGGAUAGCGCACGGGUUGCUGAAGUGUUCAGACGUGACGAAAGCAACGCUGGUUGGCGAUAAACAUCACACGGGCCUCAUACCCCUCUACGAGACCAAGUUGAAGGUGAUGGGCGCUUUUUUCGAUGAUUUCUUGCCAAAAGCCGGUCUCCGCGACGAAGAUAGGAAGCAGCUGAAGACAGCCCUCAGCUCCCAUUCAGCCUACCGGGCGCAUAGUGCUGGGACAGGCGACUGCAGUUGGCAAGCGUCCCUGCUUAAGUCCGGCAUCCUGACCUUCGAGCUGAUCGAGGAGCUUGUGUAUACAAGACAGCAUGACCACACGCUGAAGCAAGCGGCCAAACAGGGCGCAGUUGAGGCGGUCAUGGAGCAUGACAAUAUCAAAGUCAAAUGGGAGAAAAUAGGAGCACAAAUUGCCAACGAACUGGCUGAAAAGCAAGCUCUGACAGCUGUGGCGGGUGAGGGUUCGGCCGACGAGGAGGAAGAAGAGACUGUGGUCCCCGAACUCGUUCACAUUGCAUUCGGCGCCGUACUGGCGCGCGGUGGGGAAUGCCACCGUCCGCACGUACAUUACACUGUGCCCAGAGCCCAAAACCCUGGCGGCUGUGGCAAGCGCGGUCAGUCAAUCGAACUUGAAGUCGGUCGGAGGCAACUGUGGGGAAAGCUGCGUGCUUUGCUUGCUGGACUUGGACCUACUAGGUGA
This is a messenger RNA of Durusdinium trenchii, 1776 nucleotides long. The record is from the annotation of a GenBank genome assembly. Lineage: Eukaryota; Dinophyceae; Suessiales; Symbiodiniaceae.